Leishmania braziliensis MHOM/BR/75/M2904 is the source of this 405-nucleotide messenger RNA. RefSeq lists its product as hypothetical. The annotation marks the transcript as partial. Lineage: Eukaryota; Euglenozoa; Kinetoplastea; Trypanosomatida; Trypanosomatidae. The record is from RefSeq and is a predicted model, not a curated record. The transcript has a single exon.
AUGUGUGUGUGUGUGUUCGCCGCCCAGACCGGUGAUGUGUCGGGGAUCCACGACAUCUUGUUUGUGCAUCUCUCUCCCUUGAUGGAGGUGAAGUACGACCACGAUGUGCAGCAGACGAUGGUGCCGCCCAGUGAGAGGCACGACGCGCAACUUUACAACAACGACGCGAUGAACAACCGCCCAAUCCCAGAGGAGACACAACCGGCACCCCAGGAGACGCAGUCGGCACCCCAGGAGACGCAGUCGGCACCCCAGGAGACGCAGCCGGCACCCCAGGAGACGCAGCCGGCACCCCAGGAGACGCAGCCGGCACCCCAGGAGACGCAGCCGUCUACGCAACCCUCCACCGACCCCGGCCUAAUGGAGCGACAGCGAAUCGAAGAGUUGGAGAGGAAGCUAGAGGAG